Hansenula anomala is the source of this 2772-nucleotide messenger RNA. RefSeq lists its product as uncharacterized. Gene Ontology annotation, cellular component: endoplasmic reticulum membrane. Gene Ontology annotation, molecular function: Hsp70 protein binding. NCBI's taxonomy places the organism in Eukaryota, Fungi, Ascomycota, Saccharomycetes, Phaffomycetales, Wickerhamomycetaceae. The coding region runs from base 1 to 2772 and encodes 923 amino acids. The transcript is spliced from 4 exons. The record is from RefSeq and is a predicted model, not a curated record. Gene Ontology annotation, biological process: cellular response to misfolded protein.
AUGUCGAACCACUACGUUUGCUUGGGAGUUGGCCAGUCGGCCUCAAUAGAAGAAAUCAAGAAGGCAUAUAGAAAACUGGCAUUGAAACAUCAUCCUGAUAAGAGUAAAGCUCCAGAUAGUGUGGAUAAAUUUAAAAAACUAGUUGACGCUUAUGACGUUUUAUCAGAUCCAGUAAAGAAGCAAGAAUAUGACAAGACUUUGGUGUCUUUGACAAGAGUCUCUUCAUCUCAUAGGCAAGGACCUCCACCCCCAGGAGCUGCAUACUACAAUGGUUAUCCAUCCUUCACUUCACACUUUAGCGGUGGUGCAAGGACUAGACAAACUCACUUCAAGCCGUCAAAUAACUCUGAUACACGUCCAAAUAGUUCAGGUUCCUAUAAUUAUGGCGCGAGAAACAGGCAAUUCUAUUAUCAAGAAGAGGAUGACUUUGAUUUUCUUUAUAAAAGAAAUCAAACUAAACAUGAUUCAUUUUCCAAUACCAAAAGUUAUUUCGGCACCAAUACUAGACAACAACAGCAGCAUCAAAACCAAAGAGCUCCUAAUAAUGGGAGAUUUGGCUCACAUUUCCAUAGGGCGAAUGUGAAUGAGACCACACAACCACCACCUUCUACUACCAAUCCGGCCACAGGUGCACAUUCAAACCCAUCAUCACAAUACAACUAUUCUUUCAACAACUCUGGUGAAGGUCCAUAUACCACAAACAAAAAUGUAAGGUUCAGGCAACCCCCUAAUGCCAGCUCCAAUUAUAAUCCUUCAGAUGGCACCUAUGUUGAACCAGGGUAUCAAAGGCAAUCUUCUGUUCCACCUCAUCAAGUUCCACCCUCGAACAAUUAUAGGCAUUCACCACAAUACCCAUAUCAAGCUCAGUCUUCAAACAGUUAUUCUUUCACACAUGGCUCAACAUCAAUGCCCUCUGUUUCAACUGAUCCCUUACCAAAAUCAUGGCAAAAACAACGGACAAAUUUCAAGAAUCCACCUACCCAACAACCACCAUCAAAUGACUCAACAAACCAGCCAGCUGCCUCUUCAACUUCAAAUUUGAAUAAAGGGCCAUCACCUCCUAGUUCAAGUUCCAAUAAUAACAUACCAGUUCCUCCUAAUGCAAAUAACAUUGGGGUUCCAAGACGGCCAAAAACUCCUCCAUCAAACAAUAGACCACUUCAUCCAACUGCUGAGGGACCACCUGUUGAUCCAAAUGCUAAGUCAGAUUUUGUAAACUCACCAGCUCCAGGCCUAAAGUUUGAUAUGUCAAAUUUUAAAAAUGAUUUGAAUAAAUCAACACCUCAAAAUAUAAGGACACAAAAGAGAACCUUGAAUAAAAAAGGAAGACGUGGAAUUCCCGCUUUAUACAAUUCAAAAUCACCAUCCAGUGUUGCAUCAUCAAGCCAAAAAUUCUCAAACACAUCUGGACGUCCAUCAAGAACCACAUUAGAAGAAUCAAACCAUGUUGAAUUUGUUAUUGACUCUAAUGAUGAUAAAAAAUGGGUUGAUGAUCAACCUGAAAGUGAUGAAGAUGAUGAUAUUAUAGAGAUUGAUGAAUUGACAUUUGAGAAGAUAAGAAUUGGCUCAUCAAGUACUGUUAAUGAAAAUGUCAAAAAGCAAAAACCGAAUCCAAAAAAUUCAUCACUUGAUCUGGAUGAAUUGAGCAAAACUACACCAUUAACUCAAACCAAUGGUAACUUUGAUAUGAAUGAUAUGAAGAAAGGGUUAAAAGAGUAUACAGAUGAUACUAAUAACGGUGAACAAUUCAAAAGACAAAAAACUGUUGACGAUUCUCAAAUCUUAAAUUUUGAAAAAUUAGCUGUUCACCAAUAUUUGAGAGAUAUUGAAAUCCCAAAAGAGCCAACAAUUAUCAAUCCUCAAAACAAAGAAGAAUAUGAUGGUUAUAAAGACCAGCUUGAUGUUUUCCUAACAGCCACCCACAGCUUGAAAAAAAAAUUAACACAAUAUUUAUCAGAAAGAUUGGAACAUGAUGAACGUCAUCUCAAGAUCGCCUUUCGCUCAUCAGCCAAUAUGGAUUUAUAUGAAGAAGCGCUAACUACUGAUUCUUAUGUACAAAUGAAACUUUCAGAAACAAGUCAGGCCAUCAUCAAAGUCAUGAAUGAUUACAAAAAGUACAAAACUCUAACUUGGUCAAGGAUAAUGGGAGGUAAAGUAUCCAAGCAAGCAAGGAAGUUACCUUCUUCAAAUAUAACUAAAGCAACAAGCACACAAAGGAAUGUCAAUUCACCAAAUAAGAUACAUUUACAACCACCUGCUAGAUCUAUUGAGGAUAACAAACUUGCAGAAGGCACAUGUAAACCAAGUCAAGAAUCAAAUGUGGGAAGAUUUCAUAGAGAUCCCGGUGUAAACAAAAAUGUUGAUCGGAUUGGACAAGUUAAGAUAGAAGAAAUCCCAUUGAAGUUGGAUCAAAACAAUCCAGCAUUAACCACUUUAAGAAAUAAAUCUAAAAGAGAGGCCGAGCUAGAGAAAGGUUCCAAAGACAACGAAACAAAGAAAACAGUUCAUCCAAGUGUUCUAUGUGGGAUAAUUGAAGAUUUACAUUCAACACCACUAGAAAAGUUGAAACAAAAUUAUAACAUUGAUGAUGACUUCUUGAAUGAUUUAGGAAAUGAACUGAAGAUUGCAUCAACAAGAAUCAAACUAAAGGACUCCAAACAGAAAGAAGUUGAAGGGGAAUUAGAUGAGAAUAGGAUUAAUGGUAUUGGUAAUUCAACGCAAAGUACUGAUGUUGAAAGCCAUUUAGAGGAGUUAAUGAGCCCGAAGAAAUGA